This is a messenger RNA of Sycon ciliatum, 432 nucleotides long. RefSeq names its product prostatic spermine-binding protein-like. Bases 1 to 432 code for a protein of 143 amino acids. The transcript has a single exon. The record is from RefSeq and is a predicted model, not a curated record. Lineage: Eukaryota; Metazoa; Porifera; Calcarea; Leucosolenida; Sycettidae.
AUGGCUGUUGAUGUUGAUGAUGAUGAGGAGGAGGAGGACAAGGAGGAUGCUGACGCCGACGAUGACGACAGCGACGGAGACGAUAGUGACUCUGUCAACUUCUUCCUAGAGCAAGUCACAGGUCCCGCAGACACAUCUGGCGGUUUCUUAGGUGGUCGGCCACGUUUUCUGCCACUGGAGGUGGACACAACCGAACACGGUAACGAGGAAAUCAAUAACGACGAAACCGAGGAUACGAACGACUAUGACGGGAUAGAAGGAAGAGGCGGUAAAGACGAAGGCAAUGACGAACAUGCCGAUGACGACGAAGAAGACAACGGCAACCAAGUCGGUUCCGUCCCCAGCGAGGAAGCGAUUCCAGUCUCAGUACCAUACUUGGGGGGACGUCCACGUCUAGGCCUCGAUGACCUUGCCUCAAAAGGCAUACCGUAA